ACAGCAAAAAUCAGUAACUUAGCUGAGAAGGAGAAAAAACAUCAUAAAACCCCGAUUUCUGGAGUUUUCAAUUUUCAUCACCCACGAAAGAAAGCGAAGCAGAUUUUCACUUUUUACAGAGCAAAUUAAAUAGAAAAGAAAAAUGCAUUUCCGUCUCUUCAGCGUCUUCACUUUUGUUCUCUUCUUCACACUAUUGUCCUCUGCUCCUCAGGCAUAUGCAGCAGGAAAGUCUGAAGAUCGGCGCUCUAAACCUUCGUCACCAUUUUCACAAGCUCUUGAGACUCUACAGAAACAAAUUGGCUAUACUUUUAAGAGCAUUAGUCUGCUUCGGCGUGCCAUGACCCAUGCCUCCUUCUCUGAAGAGAACAACAAGGCAUUGAGCGUCCUGGGCACCCAUGUCAUUGAGACAUCAGCUUCGCUCCGUUCCCUUGAAAAAGAUAUUGAUAUGUCUUCAAAAGAACUCAACAAGCUCAUAUCAGAGAUUUCCAAAGUGGAAUCUUCCUGUGCUGUUGAUGGGACGCGAUUGGGCCUGCAAAAAGUGGUUCGAGUUUCUCCAAAGACAGAUCCUUCAAACCCAACCAUAGUUUGCGAUGCAUUUCGAGCAGUACUUGGUGCUAUUGCUAUUGAUUGCGGGAAUACUGAUGAAACUGGAAAAAUCUUCUGGAGCAUCCAUAGUGGUAAGCUUCAAUGUAGUUAUCAGGACUAUCCGCAAACUUGGGUGUCUACAGUGUGAAUAAGCCUAAACUUGGCUUGCCUGCACCGUCUUGGUAAGUGUAUUUAAGAUAAUUUCUUUUAAAGUACUCAGGAGAACCCAAACUCUUGUAGACUAUUUUUACUUGUUCAAUCAUUAAAUUAGAAUUAGAUUCAGGUGGCAGAGAGGAUGACAUGGUUUCAAAAUGCAAAUUAAGGGAGAGGUGACCAUUCACUUAGAAAUUAAGAGGUUCAUUCUGUUUUAUCUGUCAUACUGGGUGAGGGCCUCAGUGUUAUAAUAAUAUUUGCUAAUUAGAUGCACAAGAUGAAGGCUGUUUCCAGAUAUGAUAUUGCUUGUAUCUGAGGAAAUUUCAAAAUAAACAGUGCAAAACCUAGUGUCUGGAUUUGCUGUCCUUGUUUUGCAUUCAUAGUUUUCAAUUAUUGUGUGAAUAACUCAGAAAAAGCACAGAUAAGUCGUCUCAUCUGGUCUACCUUUUUUCUGAAAAAUACAUUUGUUGUUGAAGUGUUGAAGGAUAUUCGGAGCACAAUGUUUGUGCCUGAUUUGGUUGGUCUAUGAAACUUCAACUUGCAUAGCUGUGUCUUAUUUUAGUUUCUCCGAAUAAUGAGGUGGAUUGGAGAUAAAUCCCUUCAUGCACAAACCUUUUAGCCAGUAUACAAAUACUCAAAUACCUAAUAUUUCUCUUCCUCUUCAAAGCUGACGAGUUUUGGAUUUUUUUUUUUUUUUUUUGGUUUUACAUCGCUAACAAUGGUGGCCAGCGGCGAUAAGCGACGGUCGACAUGGAUGAACACUGCCAGAUCCUGGAAACGUUUGCUUGUUUUUAGGUUCAAUUGGUUCUCCGGCAGUGGGGAGAAGGAGGGGAAAGGUGAAAAUGAAAGAAAAAAAAUUUUGAUUUUGUUAUUUAUGGUUAAAUCAAACUGCGCCUUUUCAUACAACGAAGUUCCGCUCGAUUCUGAAUUACCCGACCCAAUCCAAUCGUCUUCAACUCGUGACCUGCAGCAAUGACUUAAGCCGCUUUUGAGUCGAGCCGAGCCAAGUAAACCGUAAAUCAAGCUGCUUAACAUUGAACUGAGCCGUUGAUUGCGUUGGACAAGCCGCUGAUCGGCUGAUUUUUAAAAUUUUUUAUUUUUUUUC
This is a messenger RNA of Durio zibethinus, 1843 nucleotides long. Its product is annotated as protein NUCLEAR FUSION DEFECTIVE 2-like. Lineage: Eukaryota; Viridiplantae; Streptophyta; Magnoliopsida; Malvales; Malvaceae. Gene Ontology annotation, molecular function: double-stranded RNA binding; ribonuclease III activity. The record is from RefSeq and is a predicted model, not a curated record. Gene Ontology annotation, biological process: RNA processing; regulation of gene expression. Gene Ontology annotation, cellular component: nucleus.